UAAAAAUGAGGGUGGUUUGUAUUUUAGCGAUAUUGGUAAGUAUAUCUGAUGCAGAACCAGUCUCAUCGUUCCUUACUGAUGGAGAAAACAAGACAUCAACAUCAUUGGAGAGCAAAGACCAGGAUUGGAACGAUUUGAGCAUCAUACGACAGAUGAUAAACCAAGAGACUGUCAUCCGCCUCGCUUUGGUCAAAAAUGUCCACGCACUGGUUAAUGACGUCACCAGUUUGAAACAAAGUCUUGCGACAAGUGAAACAAAAAUAUCAGAACAACAGCGAACAAUUGCUUCUCUUAUACAAAAAAAUAGAGAACUUGAAAACAGUAGCAGAAUGAGCGAGGCUAGAAUAACGGAUCUGGAAACGAAAUUACAAACAGUUAACGAGAACGUCAGCACUUUGCACGAACAAUUAAACGACAUCCAGAGAGAUUCAGACGAAAAAAGGCGGGAAAUGUUUAACAAAACUCGUAAUGUUCUUGAUGAUAUCAAAAUAGAGGUACGCUAUCUUUCGGUCACGCUGUUAGAUUUCAAGGAAAGCACGGAGACUGAAAAUGAGUCGAGGGAUAAGAAAUACGAAGAACUAAAACGACAUUUUGCCAAUUCAUUUGAAGAAUUAAAAGCAGAAAUAUUUCAAAACGAACUCAACCUCACAAAAAACAAAGUGCUCAUUCAAAAUCUAGAUGAUUCUCAAUCGGAAAUUAGAGGAACCUUCACAGAAAUCUUGAAUAGAACAGUCACUAAGCUUGAAACACAGUUAAAAACGUCGGAGUAUGAGCAGCUUAAACUAUCGUCUGCUGUGGCUUCUUUGGAAGUGGCCAACAUGAACUUGUCCAGAUUGAACUGCGAUAAGGGUAACCACCAUGCGUUUACAGCGGGUAUAUCAUCAAGUAACUAUGGUUGGACAGGAGACACACUAGUGUUCCCCACAGUAAUCUACAGCGAAGGAACAGGCUACAACCCCAGUACUGGUAUCUUUACAGCGCCCAUAGCAGGGACAUAUGUGUUCUAUGUCUCUGUUCAGUCUGCUUUUCAAAAAUACAUCCAUUUAGACAUAGUUAUGAAUGGAUCCAGUAAGGUCAGGGCCAUGGCUUAUUACAGUGGGAGCAGCAGUUCGAUUCACCAGACCGGAACCAACCUGGUUAUCUUACAUCUACAGACCGGGGACAGUGUGUGGGUCAAACGAGGCAGUGGUACCGGUUACUACAGUAAUAGUGAUCACGUUACAACGUUCUCUGGAUUUAAACUUUAAUAGUUAAAAUGAUUUGAGAUCAAUCUCUAUUAUUAACAGAAAUUGAAGGAAUAUUUUAAAAAAUGGUUCUUUUGUGCUGUGUUCAUACUUUUUUUUUCUGAUUUGACUGAUGUAUUCCAUCGAUCUAGAACCUUCUUUUACAGCACAUAUUAUAUUUUAUCAUAGGAUUAAAAUGUGUCAGAACAAAUAUAAUAAAGAAUUUUGAA
Magallana angulata is the source of this 1453-nucleotide messenger RNA. RefSeq lists its product as uncharacterized. NCBI's taxonomy places the organism in Eukaryota, Metazoa, Mollusca, Bivalvia, Ostreida, Ostreidae. Bases 6 to 1247 code for a protein of 413 amino acids. The record is from RefSeq and is a predicted model, not a curated record. Gene Ontology annotation, molecular function: protein binding. The transcript is spliced from 3 exons.